Molecule: messenger RNA, 4038 nt
Organism: Mercenaria mercenaria
Lineage: Eukaryota; Metazoa; Mollusca; Bivalvia; Venerida; Veneridae
Exons: 10
Coding region: 59-1045 (328 amino acids)
Biological process (GO): alternative respiration
Cellular component (GO): mitochondrion
Molecular function (GO): alternative oxidase activity
Source: RefSeq, a predicted model, not a curated record
GAACCGACAUAGAUCCUGGAGAAUUAUCUCAGUGCAUAUAUUAGAUUUAAAUAUAAUUAUGACUACGACGGUGCUUGUUCGUACAGUUUGUACGGGUACAAACAAAAUGGUUAAUUUAUUUGGAAGUAACUUUCGGAUUGGUGCACUUUCGUUUCAGCCUUUGCGACGUUGUGCGGCAACCAAGUCUGAUGUUGAUGAUGCUCUAAAAGAGUAUAAAGAGGGCAAAUUUGACAAGCUUCCAGAUCCAGAUAAACUCGCACAUUUCAGGAAGACCAAACCUGAGGUUGUUGUACAUGAUGUUGAAGUCCCCAAACAAGAUGUGCUUCCAAUGGGAGCAGCUGCCCUACCUCAUCCAAUCUGGUCAGAAAACGAGCUUCACAGUGUUCAAAUUACCCACAAGCCUCCGGAGGGAUUUGUAGACAAGGCAGCAUUCUUCACUGUGAAGACCGUGAGAAGGGGAUUUGAUGUGGUGUCAGGGUUUAGCAGGGGAGAACGAAAUGAAUAUAAGUGGCUGAAGCGUAUAAUAUUUCUGGAGACUGUUGCUGGUGUGCCAGGUAUGGUAGCAGCCAUGACACGACAUCUUCAUUCCUUACGACGUAUGCAGAGGGACUAUGGAUGGAUUCAUACAUUGCUAGAGGAGGCAGAAAAUGAGAGAAUGCAUUUAAUGACAGCUUUACAACUCAAACAGCCAUCACGAUUGUUCAAAUGGUGCGUCAUAGGAACACAAGGUGUAUUUGUUGGAAUGUUCAGUGUUUGGUACCUGAUCUCGCCAAGAUUUUGUCAUCGAUUUGUUGGAUACCUGGAAGAAGAAGCUGUCAAAACUUACACAAGAUGCCUAGAGGACAUUGAAUCUGGAGCAUUGGAGCACUGGAAAACACAACCGAGUCCAGAAGUUGCCAUUACAUACUGGAACUUACCUGAAGAUGCAACAAUGAAGGAUGUGAUUCUUGCCAUCAGGGCAGACGAAGCUCAUCACAGACUUGUAAACCAUACUCUGGCUUCAAUGAAACCUACAGACUAUAACCCGUAUAAACCUGGAAAGUAAUGAUACACUUUAUCAAAACCUGUUGGUUAGCUGUUUAAAUUGAUUGUAAGUAAAAUGAACAACACCCUGGCUUCAUUGAAAUUUACAGACUAUAGAUUGUGUAAAUCUGGAUUAACUCUGACAUCUGUGGAACCUAUAGACUAGGGUAAAUCUCAAUUAAAUCCAGCUUCAUUGAAACCUACAGACUAUAGAUUCUGUACUCGGUCAUCAGUGGAACCUACAGACUUAAGUGUAAAUCUAGUUUAAAUCCGGCUUCAUUGAAACUUACAGACUAUAGAUUGUGUAUCUCUAGAUUAACUCUUGCAUUAUUGAAACCUACAGCAGACAUAAGAAAAAUUGUUUAAAUCUGGAUUAGUUUUGGCUUAAGUGUAAGCCUACAGACUUGAUUGUUCAAACCCGGGUAAAUUCUUGCAGCAGAGAAGCCUAACACGCUAUUUAUUAUUUUAAACUGGGUAUAUUUCAACAUCGAUGAAACGUAUAGACUUCAAAUAGGACCACCCUGGAUGAACUACAGGAUCAGUGAAAUUUACAGAAUAUAGAUUGCUUGAGGUUGUUCUGCACAUUCAGAUCAAAGAUUUUUCUUCAAUGUAGAAUUUGAUUAAACCAUGAUUUUUCAAAUCUACGUAAUAUACCAAGAAAAUUUGGCAAAUAAAAAAUCAGGGUCGUGUGCCUGAUUUUUUGCUAGAAUAAUUUGAAGAAUUUGGACGUCACAAAAGUUUUCAUAUUAAAUGGGCAUCUAAAGGAAAGUCACUAUUUUGAUAUCAUUUUUGUAAAUAGAAUUUUUUUCUAAAAUAACGAUUUUAAUGAAACAUCUCACAGUCAUAAAUAAACAUAUGGCCUAUAAUAUGAUAAAUAAAAUGAAAUGUAUACUGGUCCAUGUGCUUGUUUUUGAAAUAUAUGCCCAUGAUUAUAGAGAUUAGCACAUUACAGUCAAGCUGAUUUUAAGACAUUAUUUGGAAAUCAUCUAGUGCUUCAAAUUUUUCCCUGUAGACUGUCGGGUUGCCAUUAAUUCAGAAACCGUUUCAUCUUCAUAUACAAAGUCCAGACUUUAUUCUUCAUUAAUUAUCGAGAUAAAUGACGUCACGCCAUUACUUCAAGUUUUAAUGGUAUUAUUGACUGAUCUAUAAACUGUUGCAUAAUCUUGAACCAUUGAAACCUACAGACUCUAGAUCAAUAAAGAUUUAUAGUUUAUAACCCUUGUCAUCAGUGAAACUUGCUUAACUGUUGCAUGUAUCUUGCCUUAAAAAGGAUAGAGUGCCGUACUCUCUUGUUUUAUGUUUGAUAUUAUUAUAUUUUGUUAAAAGUUUAAAAACUUUUGUACAUUAAUUUUAUGAUUGUAUUUUAUGUAUGAUGUAAGUGAAAAUGAUUUUAUAUAGAUAUUUUAGAUGGUAGUACAUUAUUAUUGAAAAAUUGCAUAAUAUAAAUAUUGAUAUUAUUAGUUUAUAGCUUAUGUUGAAAAUAAAGUGUUGUUUUGGGAACCAGUUUAAGGCUAGGAACUAUAUGCAGGCAUAUAAGGAGAUAACUAGUCUUGAUUGCUAAGUUUUGUUUCAUGAUGCUUUUGAAGAUAGAAUAGUUGCAGUUUCGUAGUUUGUAGUUAUAGUUCGAGCUAUUCCAGGUGUGUCAUUCUGUGUAGGAAGUUUGUUGUUGUGUAGGACAAAAAUCUCAGUAGAAUACACUCUUACGAGGGCUGUUCAAAAAUAACGUAGACUUUGUCUCUAGCUUUUAUAUACUUCGAUGAAGCAAAACAAGAAAUACAACACUAUCAUUUGCAAUCUUUCUACCAACGUUUUGACAUGAUUAUGUUCAUGCAAUAUCAGGAGUUAAGCCACCUCGAACAAAGUUACUUGCACUAACCCUGCGCAUGGUGAUCAUAUUUCAUGACAAAGACGUUAUGACUUUAUCGAGAUACUCGAUAAAUUUAUUAAGUUUGCAUUAAUUUAUAUUUGUUUGCCUCUUUUAAUUUUAAUAAACAACACCUAAGUCAUAAGAAGUUGAUUGACUGGAAUACUGAGAAAAGUAUGAAAAAUUGUGCCAAGCAUCUCUGACAGCGUGCACACCAUGAGCAGUUCGGUCUUUAUCCAAGGGGUCAUAGCUCAACAUUAACAUUGAAUCACAGAUUUUUUGUUUUCUCUCUCGACCUUUGCUGACUUAUAGCAAAGCUUGGCCAUUCGCUUUUUCUCUGACUGAUUUUUUCGUUUUUUCGCUUCACAAAUCGGUCUGAAAAAGUAAAAAAUUGGUCCAAAACCAUCAAACCGGCAAAUUUCCGAAGCCCUGUUUCAGUAUAUGUCAACUUCUUGUGGAGCUUCACUUUAUGUUUUUUUCUGGUAAAUAAGUGGACUAUGAUCAGUGCGACCAUAAGCAGUUAAAUUCCAACCAUGACAGUUGAAAAAGUGACUGCUCCGGUUAUGCCUAGUUAUGGUAAUUUAGCUUCGCAUUAACAAAAAUGUUAUAAAAAAAAAGUUUUGACUGAAUUACACAAAGAUUGCAAAUUACAAUCGUAUAUCUCGAAUUGUACUAUACACAAAAGGCGGCUUUUGACAGCAAAAGUAUACAUUGUUUUUCAACUGCCCUCGUAACUUAGUGAACAAAAAAAACAUUCUAUUCCAGCUAAUUUAGGUACGUGUAUGUGAACAAAAUACUCUGUAAUUCCAGCUUAUUGAAUUAUGUAAAUGAAACACUCCCUACUCCAGCUCAGUUAUGUGAACAAAAUGCCCUCCUGUGCCAACUCGCAAUAUUUUAAUACUCUGAUAUCAGCAGGUUCAUUUAACAUAAUGGCUUGCAUAUUUUAUUAUACUUGAAUUUUCUUACGUUUCACCUCAAACACUUCAUACAUUCUUUAUAUAAUUUUAAAUAUUUUUAUUAGACUUUUCUAUACCUAUACAAUGCUUUUGUUAUAUAUACAUGUGUUUUGUAGAUUUUGUUGUUUGUUAUACAAAGUCAUGCUGUUCUCCACGAAUAAAAACUGAAUAUACCUUCAGUAAUUCACAGUUGAA